CAUCCUACGUCAAACAAAAUGCUGCUGUCUUAUAUAAACAAGCUCAGGGUUGGAAGCAAAUGUUCAUUAUUUUUAAAGAUAUAAUAAAACACUGCAUAAAUAAAUAGAACUGGGCAACAAUGACGUUUCGCGAACAAAUGACAUGCAAAACACAGAUUGCUGUUUUGUGUGUUCUUGUAAAUCUCUGUUUGUAUAAAGCUGGAGUGGCAGGCCAGUCCACAUGUGCUCUAUCUCUCGAGCCGGAACCAGCGAAAGUGAUACUUAAGGAAGGCUUGACAUACACAGAUGAUAGUGUGUUAACGUGUUCUGACGGCAAAUGUGGCAAAAUUCCGCUUCGUAAUAUCCAAAACGCCUACCCAGACUCAUUCUCUAGCCAGGAAGUUGCAGAGAAUAAUACGGGGUUACAGUUUAACGACUAUAUUGAAAAGGUUCCAUCAGCAUGUGCCUUGGAAAAGCAAUCUGCAAAAAGCUCUUUAGCAACAUAUAUCAGUCCUACAUGUCGUCGUUUCUGGAGUGACCGUGAUGGCUGUUGCCCCACAUGGCGAUAUGUUACGUUUCACAAAGGUCCACUUAGAAACAUUUCCGGAAGAAAGUGCUACAUUCUUCAAAUCCCAUUUUUGAGACUGUACCAGUACAUAUCUGUUGGGAUUUGCGGAUGGAUGCAGGAAUGCAGUGGAAGAUGCAAACAACAAUACACAGUACAAUCCAUGUUAGCAUGGUGUCCAGGAUACAGCGGACUAAAGAUGCAUCAUUUUAGAAUUCCGACCUACUGCUCCUGUCAGAAAAGUUAAUCAAGAGAAGAAAUGAGACACAGUUCAUUAACAGUUUCUUGUUUUCACGUUUAUCUAUAUCUGUUUUGAAUUUUCGCGCGUGUCACACAUGCGGCGUGCAUGUGUUUACAUUUCAUUAUCUGUUAUAUGUAUAGAAUAAACUAACUAAAAUGAAUGAAUUUAAAGUUACUGUUAAAUGAAAGGUACUUUCGCACACUGAAAUCAAGGUAGACCAAACAUACAUUAUUACUUUUAGUCAUAUAAUUACACUAUACACUUACGCAAGGACUUUGAUAUCAGAUUAGAACAGAAUAUUUUUACUAAAGCUUGUUCAAAAACAAUCCGGUUGUGACAAAAAUAAGGUAAAAACAUGUGUAAAUAAAGGCAUUCUUUUUCUGGUGAAAAUUUUGUAUACAAACAAUAAACAUUUUUAUAUUUAUGCAUACGAGCGUAUGUAUCAAUGUAAAGAACGUAAUUGUCACAGUAUAAUGAGUAUUAAUGUUUGUAUGUGAUGUAUAUAACGAAUACUGAAAAAUGAUGUAAAAUGCGGAGAGUUUGCACCAUCUUAGCAGAGAACAAUAUAAGUUAACAGGUGAAUAAAACAUGAACCCUGAUAAGAAUACUACUUUUCGUUUAUAACUGCCAGUGAAACAUCUUGUGGAUAAAGAUCCUUACUGUAUUCUUCUAUCCACGUAAACCUGAGGUGUUGGUUCCAAAACGAAUGAAGUGGUCAUAAUUCAUUUGUGCCUUGAAUUAUCAACAUAAUGUGUUACUUCUAAAAUGGCUUGAGCGCACUUGUAUUCUUUUGGCACAUUUGUACCUUACAUAAUGUAUCAAAACGUAUAUCGCCAGAAGGAACUAUGUGCGCUUAUAUCUUUCUGGUUUUCACUUUAAUGCACAUAUAACGUUCUGGCUAAGCACUUAUUGCGACAAGGUUCUCAUUGAUAGCUUAAACUGAUACGGUUUCAGAGAUCAGGGCAAAUGAAAGAGCUCUUAAAACGGUAUUAAAAGUCUCAAAAAGUGAUAUUCAGUAAAAACAUGGACCGUUUUGGCUAAGUACAACCCCUCGAAGUGAAUUCCGAAACUACACUUUGUUUUAAAAUUUGUCUUCUGCAUUAUCAACUCAUUUCAUAAUUAUUAGCAAUAGCCAAUUCAAAGAACAACAUUCCAGGAUUAAUGUAAUUUUGCUACUUUAUUUUUCAACAAACUUUUAAUCUAAAAUUUAAGGAUUUCCCUUUUUGGAAAGAACCAGUUUAAUCCCCUUUAAGCAUAUAUACAAAAACAAUCAGAUACAAGCCGCUAUCAUACGAACUUAAAAAAUCUUGAAUUUACGCGGUUUCUGACAUGAAAACUCCGGAUAUACAUGAAACAUCACAUUCGCAAGGAGUUUAAGUGACUUUCAAUGUAUGUUAAUUUCGGCUCUCCCUUCUAUCUGUCUUUCAACGUUGUUUUCAUGAUUACGUGGACCUGUCAUGCAAUAUAUAGGUUGUACCUAGGGAAGAAUAACUCAUAACUGAAUGAACUGAUUAUCUCUACAAAUGUUUAUUUCAGUACAAAACAGACAGCACUUUGUUUACAUACAUGAAUAACACAUUGUAUAAACGUACAUUUUAUAUCAACAUGUUCAUUGCCGUACAAAAUAGACAGAACCCUGUUUAUAUACAUGAAUAAAAUAUUGUAUAAAUGUG
Molecule: messenger RNA, 2458 nt
Organism: Mercenaria mercenaria
Lineage: Eukaryota; Metazoa; Mollusca; Bivalvia; Venerida; Veneridae
Exons: 5
Coding region: 120-791 (223 amino acids)
Source: RefSeq, a predicted model, not a curated record